Messenger RNA from Medicago truncatula (barrel medic), 1170 nucleotides. RefSeq names its product sec14 cytosolic factor. NCBI's taxonomy places the organism in Eukaryota, Viridiplantae, Streptophyta, Magnoliopsida, Fabales, Fabaceae. The record is from RefSeq and is a predicted model, not a curated record. The transcript is spliced from 6 exons. Bases 194 to 943 code for a protein of 249 amino acids.
UGCAUAUAUUUUUCCUGGCAGUCUAAUAUUCAGCUCAGUUCCGUUAUGUCAACGUAAUUGUUGCUUUACUGGCUUCUCUAACCUCCACGUUCUUCUUAUUCACCUCUCUUCAACACAUGUUCUUGCCGCCACUCUCAAAUAGUGAAACCCAAUCAUUUUUCCUCUGUCAAAUACUCUUUUCUUCUGCCCCCAAAUGGCUGAUGCAACAACAGACUUUGCACUCACCAAGCUCAAAAAGUCUGUUGAAAACCUUGGUUCUUCUACACAGGGUUAUGGGGACCCUACACUGAUGAGGUUUUUGAUUGCUCGAUCAAUGGAUUCAGAUAAAGCAGCAAAGAUGUUUGUCCAAUGGCAGAAAUGGAGGGCUACUAUGGUGCCUAAUGAUGGGUUCAUUUCAGAUUCUGAAGUUCCUGAUGAAUUGGAAACUAGAAAGAUCUUUUUGCAGGGUUUGUCUAAGGAUAAAUAUCCUGUGAUGAUUGUCCAAGCAAGUAGACAUUUCCCUUCCAAGGAUCAGAUUCAAUUCAAGAAAUUUAUUGUACAUUUACUGGACAAGACAAUUGCGAGUGCUUUCAAGGGAAGGGAGGUAGGAAAUGAAAAGUUGAUUGGGGUUCUGGAUCUGCAGGGUAUUUCGUAUAAGAAUGUUGACGCACGUGGUUUAAUUACAGGAUUUCAAUUUUUACAGUCUUACUACCCUGAAUGUUUAGCGAAGUGCUAUAUUUUACAUAUGCCAUGGUUUUUUGUGAGUGUUUGGAGAUUUGUUUCCGGCUUCCUAGACAAGGCAACACAAGAAAAGAUUGUAAUUAUAAGCAACGAGGAAGAGAAAAAGUUGUUCGUAAGUGAAGUUGGCGAAGACAUUCUCCCAGAAGAGUAUGGUGGAAGAGCAAAGCUUGUACCUAUCCAAGAGGUUGAAGUGAAACCCCCGGAAAACGGAAGAACGACUUGAAUAUAGUGUCUUCUUGGCAAUCAAACAAUCAUUUGAGUCUAAGUAGGGGGCAUCUGAUGCUUGUAGUCCUAACCCCAUUAUCAUCUAAUAAAAUUUCAACUAUAGAGGACAGGUGGAUAUGAUAUAUAGAAGUUUCAUAUUCUAUUCUACUGGAAAACCAAAUAUGAAUAGAGAUAUGAUAAGAUAAUUUAUCCUAUUUUGUCUAUUUUAAUGUCUUGCUUUACUUA